CAUACACGCUAUAUGAACAUACGAAAAAAAGUGUUCAAAUGGCCGAUCUUAAAGUGCUCUUCUGCGGUCAAGGCGUUGUUCAGACUGACCACAGGGACAUCGACUGGUCCCUGAAACAUCAGCAAAACCAUCCUUCAGUGUGCACGGAUGAAAGGGCAACUUCCAACGAAGUGUGCUGCCAGGCGUGUCUGGAGGAGAAUGUUAAUGAGGUCAAUGGCGUUUCAGAACCAUGGACAGCGACUCUGCCGAUUGGACGACUCCGCAAAAUGAAUGAAUGGAGAUUUGAUGAAGAGGUUGAGAUAUGCUACGAGGAGGAGUUUGAAACAGCUUUUCCUGGUGUGACUGACACUUCUGACAAAAAGGACGGUCAGCUGUUAACAGAGGAGACCAACUACGACAACUUCAGUUGGAGUUCUUCUAGAGAUCUCCAAGAGGUCCCGGAAUGUUCCUUGCUGUCGGUUGACGAUUUCAUGGUGGAUUCAUCGGAAAAGUCUGUGGAUUAUGGAUUUAUAGGUGCUGUUACCUUUUUAAUUACAGGGAUAUCCUUGGUUGUGAUCUCUUACACGGUCCCACGUGAUGUCAAAGUUAAUCCUGACACUGUUUCCGCUCGAGAGAUGGAACGCUUGGAGCGAGAAAACGCCCAGGGAAGAAAGAAAGUCAUAUGGGUGUUGGAACGACCUGAGGUCCCUUUCAAGGCAAGUAAGUUCACUUGGCGGGUGGCCAUCUUUGGAAUGCCCCGGGGCAGCUAUUUUCAAUGGAUACAAGUUUCUCAAUGUCAAGAAGGCAGAGAAUGA
This is a messenger RNA of Myxocyprinus asiaticus (Chinese sucker), 794 nucleotides long. RefSeq names its product transmembrane protein 74-like. The record is from RefSeq and is a predicted model, not a curated record. NCBI's taxonomy places the organism in Eukaryota, Metazoa, Chordata, Actinopteri, Cypriniformes, Catostomidae. The transcript is spliced from 4 exons. The coding region runs from base 39 to 794 and encodes 251 amino acids.